Molecule: messenger RNA, 2439 nt
Organism: Cheilinus undulatus (humphead wrasse)
Lineage: Eukaryota; Metazoa; Chordata; Actinopteri; Labriformes; Labridae
Product: kidney mitochondrial carrier protein 1
Exons: 9
Coding region: 152-1012 (286 amino acids)
Biological process (GO): mitochondrial transport
Cellular component (GO): mitochondrial membrane
Source: RefSeq, a predicted model, not a curated record
AGGAGGAGCCACACCGGACUAGACUCCUCUCACACCGGCAGGGGUUGAAACACGGCUGCAGCUUGGAAGCAUUGGUUUCAGGCUUCAACACAGCUCCUCACACCUUACUGGGAGGUUUAACCGUGAAUUAACACAGGACUGGUAGAAAAAGAUGUCUAACGUUAAUUGGAAGCCCUUUGUUUUCGGCGGGCUGGCGUCUGUUACUGCAGAAUGCGGGACCUUCCCAAUCGACCUGGCAAAGACACGUCUUCAAGUUCAAGGCCAAGUGGGGGACAGUAAAUACCGAGAGAUCCGCUACAGAGGCAUGCUUCAUGCUAUAGUAAGGAUAGGCAGAGAGGAGGGGCCCCGGGCUCUUUAUUCAGGAAUAGCUCCUGCCAUGCUGCGCCAGGCCUCCUAUGGGACCAUAAAAAUUGGCACAUACCAGAGCUUGAAGCGUCUGUUUGUCGACAGACCAGAGGAUGAAACACUACUGACUAAUGUGAUGUGUGGUAUUCUCUCUGGUGUCGUCUCCUCCUCCAUUGCCAACCCUACUGAUGUGCUAAAGAUCCGCAUGCAGGCUCAGGGAAAUGUAAUCCAGGGCAGCAUGAUGGGCAAUUUCAUUAACAUCUACCAGGAGGAGGGAACCAGAGGCCUGUGGAAGGGGGUCUCCCUAACGGCUCAGCGGGCGGCCAUCGUUGUUGGAGUCGAGCUGCCAGUGUAUGAUAUCACCAAGAAACAUCUGAUCCUAUCUGGUUACAUGGGGGACACCGUGUACACACACUUUCUGUCCAGUUUUGUGUGCGGUCUUGCGGGGGCCUUGGCUUCUAACCCAGUGGACGUGGUCCGGACCCGCAUGAUGAACCAGAGAGGAGGAGCCCUGUAUCAGGGAACACUGGACUGUUUACUUCAGACGUGGCGCUCCGAGGGUUUCAUGGCUCUCUACAAGGGCUUCUUCCCCAACUGGCUCCGCCUGGGACCGUGGAACAUCAUCUUCUUCCUCACUUACGAGCAGCUGAAGAAAAUCGAUGUGUGACUGACAGAAUGAGACGCUGAAGGAGAGACGAGUAUGAGCACACGCUCUGUGAGGAGCUGAGAGGACCAAAAAUCGGGAAUGGCUGGAUGGGGAUCCUUUAAGGAGCCACUGUAAGGGGUAUCGAUGUAGACCCACACAUGAGGGGCGGCUUGAGAACCUGCCUGCUUUCUGUUUGGGCUACAUGCUGCCUAAAGCCUGCUGCAAGUGUGGAAGACACUCAUAUCUGAUGCUUUAGCUCAUCCAACAGCUAUGUUAAGCUUAAAAGCUUUUUUGAUUUGACCUUGGCCCCUUUAAAUUCAUGUUGAAGAGAAAUUUAAGAGCCUUAGACUUGUAUUUAUGAGACGUUAUUGUCAGUUUCUCCACCAAAUUGAGUGCCUUAGCUUGUGAUGCAGGCUGUCUGUGCCUGAGUUGCGUAAAGACAAAGACUGUCUUACAGCAGCCGACAAUCGCAGAGAUCAUUCCCUUUUAAAAGACAAAUAUUUGUUUGUUUCCAUGCAACAAACUCAGACUGUGAUCUGUUAUUUUUUGUUCUUUUUCUAAAUUGGGCAUUGGGUGUUUUUUUGAAAGGUGAUAAAGUUUAUUACAAGAGUCUCUGGAGGAUUUACAGAGUCAAAAGCCAAGACUACACACCGGUAUACUGUAAUAAAUAUCAGCCUGAAGUUCAGGGUGAGUGCUCAGACACAGACCCACAUCACAUGCCCUUAAGAGGACAGACUGGUGGUCCCUCAUGCCAGUGGGAGCAGACAGUAAAUAUAACCCGGGACAGCAGGGGGUCAAUGCUGCACUCCCCUGGGUCCUUGUUAUUGUAUACUGUACAGACGCUAUGUCAGCCUACAUAUUAUAUCACAUGCUGCUUUAUUUCUGGACCAGUGGGGCAUUAUGGUACGGAGGCCCUAAGAGGACAUUCAUCUUUGCACUUAAUUUUCCAUCCUCUCGGGAUAUCAAGUCAUUGUAGUUUCUUGAAAUCUUGAUUAAUUUAUGUCUUUAAGGAUGUUUUCUUGUAAUCCUGAGACAUUAAAGUGUUGUCAGGAAAAAAUGCAUUGUUGCGUCAAGAUAAGACACGAACAAGCCAAUAUUUUGAGAAAACAAUCAGAAUUUACCAGGUAUUGCAGAAAAAGUGAUUCAAACUAAAUGCAUGGAUGCAUGUCUGCUUAGGGUUUUCACAUUGUAAAACCCAAAGGUGCAUUAUUUAUUGCAUUUGUGCCACUGCACUUAACCACUCCAGGUGUAUUUUCAUGAACAGUAUUUGCACGCUGUAAGCUUAAAUGUGUGCUUAAAUGGAGAGUGAAUAUAUUAAUGGUUGUUGUUUGUAUGUGUGAGAUACAAUUUUGGCCAAAGUGUAAUCCAGUGCAAUUUUGUCAAACAUAUAAUUGUGGUGCAACAUGCUGCAGAAGCCUUGAAUAUCUGGAAUAAAAGAGAAAACACAA